AUGGCCAAGAAAGUUAGUUCCAGCCGUUCCUUUUGGCAAGAUAUCAAGGCCGCUUCCACUAUCAUUGCUGUCAUGGCUACCCAAGACCUCAUUGUCCCUGGUGCAUCGCAUCUGCAACUUUCCCCGACUCUGGCAAUCAAUGAAGCAGUCGAAUCUGUUCAAGCACAAGGCAAAAAGGUUGUUCAUCUUGGGUUUGGAGAAGCGACCUUUCCGAUCCAGAAGGAUGUUUUGGAGAUUCAUGAGCACUACUCCAGGUCAACUAGCUAUAUGCCGGUAGCUGGCCUCAUGUCUCUGCGGCAG
Messenger RNA from Aureobasidium melanogenum CBS 110374, 300 nucleotides. RefSeq lists its product as uncharacterized. NCBI's taxonomy places the organism in Eukaryota, Fungi, Ascomycota, Dothideomycetes, Dothideales, Saccotheciaceae. The record is from RefSeq and is a predicted model, not a curated record. The transcript has 2 exons. The annotation marks the transcript as partial.